Messenger RNA from Naegleria gruberi, 1124 nucleotides. Its product is annotated as DNK domain-containing protein. The record is from RefSeq and is a predicted model, not a curated record. The transcript has a single exon. Lineage: Eukaryota; Heterolobosea; Eutetramitea; Acrasida; Naegleriidae. The coding region runs from base 252 to 1088 and encodes 278 amino acids. Gene Ontology annotation, biological process: nucleobase-containing compound metabolic process. Gene Ontology annotation, molecular function: ATP binding; deoxynucleoside kinase activity. Gene Ontology annotation, cellular component: cytoplasm.
AGAAAAUUGAAACUCUAAAGAUUGGCUCAAUUACAUUACCAAGAAAUUGUUUGCGUGCGAAUAAGAGUUGGAAAAGGGUUGUAGAAUUGAAUCCGAGAGUGAAUUAUUCAAUUUUACAUCAUCACGAAUUUUCAUCUAUUAAUUGUCAAGAAAUUAAUAAGAAGAAUAACAUCAUCGUUGGCAUUAACAAUCAACAAAGAGAUUUUCAUAGCACAUCCACAUCGUCAUCAUCAUCAACUAAUAACAACAAGAUGGAACAAUCAUCACAUAAUAGUUUACAAGCUGCCAAUAGAUUGGUUUGCUUUGUUGAGGGAAAUAUUGGAAGUGGUAAGAGUACAACUGUCAAGGAGUUACAACUCUUCAAUGAUAAUAGUGUUUCUGAGCAACAGAAAACAGAAGAGUGGACUCUCCUCAGCAAGUACUAUGAAGGUGGUAUGAAGAAUGACCUCACUUUAAAUUAUGAACUUCAAAAACAAAUUGCAAACACUUACUUUAAACAUUAUUUCAAGUAUAGCUUCCUUCCUCAUGGUGGUGUUGGUAUUGGUGACUUGUUUGAUGACAAGACAUUACAAUCCAUGAUGAAAAAACAUGAAAAAUACUUGAGAAUUCACCCAAAUACCAAGUUACCUGAAACCAUCUCACUUCCUUCAACUAGCUCACAACCUACUCAACCAUCUUCUAGUAAUGUAUAUAAUAUCUUCUUUGAAGGCAUCCUUUCCUCUAGUGGCGUAUUUACUGUCAUGGAAUAUAACAAGGGAAUGAUUAGAGAAGAAGAUUAUGUGGACUUGUGUAAAAAUUAUGAUGCCCUUCAAAAAGGAGUAACUGGUCAUAUGGCCUUUUAUUUGAAACCAACCAAUAAUGUUGAUGUUUGUUUGGAGAGAAUCAAGGUCAGAAGAAGAGAAUUCGAGAGUGUAAUUGAAAAACCAUAUUUGAAAACAAUUGAAGAACAUUAUGACUGCUUUAUGGACAAAGUGGCCACUAAGAUUCCAGUAUUUGUCAUUGACAAUUCAACGAUGGAUGCUAAGGAAACUGCUGCACUAAUUUUGGAUGUACUCAGUGCUGUCAGAAAAGAUAUUAAAUACAUGUAAAUAUUCUAACAAUAAUAAACUUAUUUAUUAAAAUUC